GUUGUAUUAAACUUUGGAGAUGAACAGCUCAGGAAUUAUUUGCAGUUACGAGGAACUUUCAAAUUCUACAAACUCUUCGUGCGUGAACAGAACCACGUCCACCUACAACAGCAUCGAGAUCGCGUCGUUUAUGCAUAUUUUCCCCGCCGUCUACGGCGUCCUGUGUUUAGUCGGUGUUGUCGCCAAUAGUUUAGUCAUUUACGCGGUUGCGACAUGCAAGAAAAAGACGGUCUCCGAUAUUUAUGUACUGAAUCUGGCCAUCGCCGACUUGUUGUUCUUGCUGGUGAUGCCCUUCAAUAUCCACCAGCUCGUCCGAGACAGACAGUGGGUCUUCGGGAACUUCAUGUGCAAAGCGGUCGUUGUCGUGGACGUCAGCAACCAGUUCACGACAGUCGGAAUAGUAACUGUACUAUGCAUUGACAGGUACGUCGCCAUUGUCCACGCCACCUCAGAGAGCCGCACCAUCCAGCGGACCAUCGUCAUCAACCUUCUGGUGUGGGUGGGCAGUUUCCUCCUCACUAUCCCCGUCAUGAUGUACGCCAGGGUGGUCUCAAAGACACAGAUGAACAUCUGCAUGAUGUUCCUGGAUGGCCCACAGGACAUGUACUGGUACACGCUGUACCAGUCCGUGCUGGGCUUCAUCAUGCCCCUCCUCAUCAUCAGCACCUUCUACUCCAUGACGCUGUACCACGUGUUCCGCUCCAUCCGCCGCGUCCGCCGCAAGCAGUCGGUGUGGGCGCGGCGCGCCACCAAGAUGGUGCUGAUGGUCAUCACCCUGUUCCUGGUGUGCUGGUCGCCAUACCACGUCAUCCAGGUGGUGAACCUGGGCAUCCGCCACCCCACCAACCUCUUCAUCUAUGCCUACAACGUCAGCAUCUGCCUGAGUUACUCGCACAGCUGCAUCAACCCGCUCAUGCUGCUGGUGUUUGCGCAGAGCUACCGUGAGCGGCUGUGCCACCGCCGCUACGGCACGCCGCGCGGCUCGCACACCACCUCCUCCAGGACCACGGUGAAGACGGAGGGGGGCUCCGCCAUCACCCCCGAAACCAGCCCCCGCUGUCGGGUCAUCUAG
This is a messenger RNA of Electrophorus electricus (electric eel), 1072 nucleotides long. It is a transcript of the gene mchr2b, whose product is annotated as melanin concentrating hormone receptor 2b. Gene Ontology annotation, biological process: neuropeptide signaling pathway. Gene Ontology annotation, cellular component: neuron projection; plasma membrane. Gene Ontology annotation, molecular function: G protein-coupled receptor activity; neuropeptide binding. NCBI's taxonomy places the organism in Eukaryota, Metazoa, Chordata, Actinopteri, Gymnotiformes, Gymnotidae. The record is from RefSeq and is a predicted model, not a curated record.